CGUGAUGAAAAAUAUUGUCAUUGGAAAUAUGUAUGAAAAUAAACAUCGUGUUAGACGAGUUAUAAUAAUUUAAACCUAUAUUUGUGAGGCUAAAUAGUGUCGGCACCGAAUAUCCUUAUCUCUUCAAAUUAUUAUUGACGUAUCUUCAGUUAUAGUGUCUGAAAUAAAGUACAGUUUGUGUAAAUGAUAAUUAGUUAUUAAUAUGUCACUAAGAACAUUACAAUAAAAUUACAAUAGUUUUCUGAAAUCUUUUGAGGAUUUAUUAAAAUUUCACAUCACACGGAAUUAUCGUCAUAGGAAACCUUCAUAGCACACCCGAGCCAUACGAUUUCAUACCGCACGCGACGUUUUACAAUGGGAUCAAAAGCAUUGACACGGGUAUUCCUCAUGCAAUCUAUUUUCACCACAUCACUUAUUUUAGCAGAUGCACCGUUAGAUUGUUUUAGUUGUACAGAUAUCACCAGUGUAGAUGAUUGUCACACUACAAAGACAUGCUUACCUUCACAGUCGUGUUAUACAGAAAAAUACACGCAAGAUGGCAACGCUGUCUUUACCUUGGGUUGCAAAGAAAAAGUGUUUUGUCAAGGAUUGGAUGUGACUCACUUAUUUGGUCGUAGAGAAACUAGCUGUACACAAUGCUGUGCUCUACAUGGAUGUAACAAGUACCUAUGUCCUCUGAGAUUUACCGCCGCUCCACCUCCAGUUGACGGGGCGUGGUCAGACUGGGGUCCAUGGGAAAGAUGCAGCUCAACCUGCGGCAUUGGACUACAGUCAAGAUACCGGAAGUGUGACAACCCGCCACCUGCAUCAAAUGGCAGACUAUGCUUAGGAGACGCUAAAGACGUGGGUCUGUGUAAUAUACCCUGUACUGAUCCCGUAUUCUCGACGAAGACGACCAAAAUUGCAACUUCCGUUACAACUACGGUAACAACGUCACGUUACAAUGACGGCGUUACAUCUACGUCAAAAUACUUCACAAACGAUCUCACACAAGCUCCUGGUGAGUGUAAUGAUUUGAUAGACUGCUCAGGGUAUUACAGACCAGAAGCAUGCAAUGGUAUAUACAGUCCGUGGGCGCAUCGAUAUUGUCCAGCUCAUUGUGGGUUUUGCCCAACUGUUUCAACGCCUCCCUGUAUAGAUACGAUAGACAAUUGUAAGGAGUACCAAUCAGACGUCUGUACCAAUCAAGCAUUUUGGCAAUGGCGAGAAUCACAUUGUAGAAAAUACUGCGGUCUAUGUUAGUUCAUUUGACAUCUCAACAAUGCAGGUGUUUUGACAUUUUUGAAAAUUACUUUGACAUUGUUUUAUGUAUCUUUAAAGAAAUAAAUGAUGUUCAU
Mercenaria mercenaria is the source of this 1337-nucleotide messenger RNA. RefSeq names its product thrombospondin-1-like. NCBI's taxonomy places the organism in Eukaryota, Metazoa, Mollusca, Bivalvia, Venerida, Veneridae. Gene Ontology annotation, molecular function: metalloendopeptidase activity. The coding region runs from base 355 to 1242 and encodes 295 amino acids. Gene Ontology annotation, cellular component: extracellular matrix. Gene Ontology annotation, biological process: extracellular matrix organization. The transcript is spliced from 9 exons. The record is from RefSeq and is a predicted model, not a curated record.